This is a messenger RNA of Chenopodium quinoa (quinoa), 3043 nucleotides long. RefSeq names its product ATPase 11, plasma membrane-type-like. The transcript is spliced from 19 exons. Lineage: Eukaryota; Viridiplantae; Streptophyta; Magnoliopsida; Caryophyllales; Amaranthaceae. Bases 1 to 2637 code for a protein of 878 amino acids. Gene Ontology annotation, molecular function: P-type proton-exporting transporter activity; ATP hydrolysis activity; ATP binding. The record is from RefSeq and is a predicted model, not a curated record. Gene Ontology annotation, biological process: regulation of intracellular pH; proton transmembrane transport. Gene Ontology annotation, cellular component: plasma membrane.
AUGACCACGUCUCGAGUUUCGGAUGGCAUUGAUUGGUACAAUGUACCUGUUGAUGAAGUCUUUGAAAAACUUGGGUGUAGCAGAGUUGGCCUCACUUCUGAGGCUGUUACUGAAAGAUUAGCCAUAUUUGGCAUCAAUAAGUAUCAACAUAAAAAGAAGAGUUUUCUCCUGAAGACUUUAUGCUCAAUGUGGAGUCUUCGAGUGGCAGCUGCAAUCAUUGCCAUUGCCGUUGCUUGGGGCAAGAACCUACAUUGGCCAGUAGUUGUUUUGGUCUUUCUUGUGCUUUUAAUUGCUCCAAUUAUGAGUUAUAUUACAGAGAAAGAUAUCUAUAAUCACCAAAACUCCGUCAUAGCACCCUUAGCUAGGAAAGUAAAGGUUCUGCGAGAUGGUUGGUGGAGUGAGGAGUAUAGUUCACAGUUGGUCCCUGGGGAUGUAAUUAGUAUUAAUGCUGGAGACAUCAUUCCAGCUGAUGCGCGUCUACUGGAAGGAGACGAUGCUGCAAUAAUUGAUGAGUAUGUUUUAACAGGAGUUUCGUCUCCAGUAACUAAGAGAGCAGGGGAUGCAGUAUACUCUGGCUGUAUUUGUGAACAAGGAGCAUGUGAAGCUGUGAUCAUUGCUACUGGUGCUCGAACCUUCUUUAGGAAAAAUGUUUGCCUGGAUUUUAGCAUCAAUGAAGUCAAAUGUUGGGUUAAGGUUUUGGUUGGCAUUAGGAAUGUAUGCUUGUGCUUGGUUGCUGUUGGGGUGUUGGUGGAGAUUGUUUUCAUUUACCUUUUCCAGCACAUAGCAUUUUGGCGCGGAAUUGACAAUCUGCUUGUUCUCCUCAUUGGUGGAAUCCCCAUUGCUCUUCACACCAAUGUUUUGUUUGUGAUUUACAAGAACUUACAUGGCCUGAAGGGCGCUAUCUUAAUGAGAUUGACUGCGAUAAAGGAUAUAGCUGUCAUGGAUGUACUUUGCUGUGAUACAAAAGGAACCUUGGUACUGAACAAUCUCACAGUUGACAUGACAAUGAUUGAGGCUUUCGACAAGGGAGUAGAUGCAGAUACCGUUAUUGCAAUGGCAGCACAAGUAUGUCAGACUAAAACCAAUGAUGAAAUAGAUGCUGCCAUUCUUGAAAUGUUCUUCAACUCAAAAGAGGCUUUGGCUCGCAUUCAGAAAGGAACUCGCUUCUCAUUUGACCAAACUCCGACUGAUGAACUCAGAGCAGUAACUUACUCAGAUGUUGAUGGAAAAAUUCACAGAGUUUGCAUAGGUGCUCCUCAGCAGGCGUUAAAUCUGGCAUGUAACAAGAAAGAUAUAGAGAUAAGAGUUCAUGCAGUGAUUGACAAGUUCACACAGCGAGGGUGGCAUUUGCAAGCUGUAUUAUAUCGGGAAGUUACUGAUGGGACGGAAAUUUGUUCUGAUGAUGCCUGGACAUUGAUUGGUAUCAUUCCACUUUUCGGAACUCCUAGGUGUGACAGUGCUGACGCAAUAAAAAAGGCUUUUGAUCUUGGUAUUAGUGUCAAAAUGCUAACAGGUGACCAACUAGCAAUGGCAAAGGAAGGUGGUCGUCAUUUGGGUAUGGGAACCAAUAUGUAUCCUGUGUCAUCUUUGCUUAUGGAAAGCAAGGACAAGACAAUUUCUGCCUCUUUAUUUCAUGAUCUGAUUGAAAAAGCUGACGGAUUCACAGAUAUUACAUCAGGGGCAAAGUAUGAAAUUAUCAAACAAUUGCAAGUUAGAAAACGCGUAUGUGGAGUAACAGGUAGUGUUGUUACUGAUGUCCCUGCCCUUAAGAAGGCUGAUAUUGGCAUAGCCGUGGCAGAUGCAACGGAUGCAGCUCGUAAAGCUUCAGAUCUUGUCCUCACAGAACCUGGUCUUAAUGUCAUCAUCAGAGCUGUGCUAAUAUGCCGACAGAUCUCACAGAAAAUUAAAGAUUACUGCAUUCACAUCGUUUCAAUCACUGUCUACACCACUCUUGGUUUCAUGCUGCUGGCUUUCAUAUGGAAAUUUAAUUUCCCACCCAUAAUGAUGCUACAAAUUGUUGUCUUCAAUGAAGUGAUGCUUUCGAUUUUGAAAGAUCGAACUCUUGUAUGUAACAGAGAUCAAUGCAUUAUUGCAGUUUUAAGCUGUACCUAUGGAACGUAUAGGACUAGACAUUCUCUUAUGGUGCCUGAUCAUUGGGGACUACCUAAGAUAGUUAAAGCUGGAGUAGCUCUAGGUGUUUAUUUGGCUUUCAUGACCAUCUUUUUUUUCUGGAUAGCAUUCGAGAAGGAUUUCUUUCAGCGUGUUUUUGGAGUGACAAGCCUCAUGGAAGCAGCUCAUAGCAGUGACUAUAGAAAGCUUGCAUCUGCAAUAUACCUUCAAGUUAGCAUCAGUAUUCAUGGCCUAGUACUUGUGACUCAAUCGCGAAGAUGGUCAAAUCCGGUUGUUGACACUUGCUUUCUUCUGAUGUGUCUAUGUGUUAAACUGCUUGCAACUGUCAUUGCUGUUUAUGCCGAUUGGAGCAUAAUCCAAGGGAUCGGAUGGGGUUGGGCUGGUGUCAUUUGGCUCUACGACAUCAUAUUCUAUGUACCACUCAUCGUUAUCAGGUUGUACAUUCAUUAUGCUGUGAGUGAAAGCGCCUCUGAUCGUAUCAAGCAAAGCGAUUGGUUGUCCAAUUGAGCUGCAAGUACAACCUGUUUUUAUUGUACAUUGGUUAAUGGUUCGUCAGCAUAAGCUCAUCAUGCAGCACAUUGCGAUUAAAAGUGUAGACAAUAUUUUUUUUCGGUUCACUAUAGGGGUGUCCAUAAUUCGGAUUAAAACCGAAAUCCAAUCCAAACCGAAUUAUCAAUUCGGAUCGGAUCCAAACUUUAAAUCGGAUUGAGAUUUUUUUAAAAUUCGGAUUUUUGGAUUGGAUCGGAUUGAACCUAAUUGGAUCCAAUCCAAAUCGAAAACCGAAUUGUAAAAUUAAGCUUGUAUAAAUAAUGAUUUCUUUGUUUUUUGAAAUUUAGCUCAAAUACUUGCUAUGACAUAAAAUAAAUUAGGGAGACUUUGUAUUAAUUAACUAAUGACUUGAUGUUGAACUACU